This is a messenger RNA of Humulus lupulus (European hop), 1404 nucleotides long. RefSeq names its product protein FAR1-RELATED SEQUENCE 5-like. Gene Ontology annotation, molecular function: zinc ion binding. The transcript is spliced from 3 exons. The record is from RefSeq and is a predicted model, not a curated record. Gene Ontology annotation, biological process: regulation of DNA-templated transcription. NCBI's taxonomy places the organism in Eukaryota, Viridiplantae, Streptophyta, Magnoliopsida, Rosales, Cannabaceae. The coding region runs from base 1 to 1404 and encodes 467 amino acids.
AUGGAGUUUGACACAGAAGAAGAAGCUUAUCAUUUCUAUAAUGCUUGUGCUUACAAGAUAGGUUUUAGCAUUCGAAGAAGUAAAAUGUAUAAAGAUUUAGAAAGGCGGAUAACAAAUAGAGUAUUUUGUUGUUCAUGUGAAGGUUAUCGUGAAAAAGAUAAACGAGAUGUCAUGGUGAAAUCUCAUCGUGCUGAAACAAGAUUUGGUUGUUUAGCACGAAUGAAAAUUUAUCGUCAAAAUGGUAAAUAUCGUGUGGUUGAGUUUAUUAUUGAGCAUGCACAUAUGACAUCAAGUCCUAGUAAAAGUCAUUUACAUAGAUCUCAAAGGAAAUUGACUCUUGCUCAAACAUCUGAAAUUGAUUUAGCUAACAUCUCAGGGAUUACUCCCAAUGCAAGAGAUACUGGAGGUAUUCUUGAAUAUCUUCAAGGCAUGCAAUUAGAAGAUCUUGCUUUUGUUAGUGCCAUACAAGCUGAUGAAGAUGAUAUGAUAACUAAUAUAUUUUGGGCAGAUGGAAAAAUGAUGGCAGAUUAUUUUCAUUUUGGUGAUGAAAAAAUCCAAAGACUAUUCUCACAAACCAAGAUGCAGCAAUGGCAAAAGCUUUAUCUUCUCAAUGGCCAGAAACAACUCAUCGCCUAUGUAUUUGGCAUAUAUACCAAAACGCUGCAAAAUAUCUUAGUGGAGUUUUUGAACAUUUUUCGAGAAUUUACUAAGGAUUUUAGUAGUUGUAUCUAUGACUAUGAGGAAAAGAAUGAAUUCUUUGAAACUUGGAAUAAUAUGCUUGAGAAAUAUGAUCUUAGUAGUAACAAAUGGUUGCAAGAUAUGUUUGAUUUAAAGGAAAAAUGGGCAUUAGUAUAUGGAAGAGAGACAUUUUGUGCAAAUAUGACAAGCACUCAGCAAAGUGAAAGUAUGAAUAAUGUGAUUAAGAAUUAUGUUAGCUAUAAGUAUGACAUUCUGAGUUUUUUUCAGCAUUUUCAAAGGUUAGUUGAGGAUCGUCGACAUGAUGAAUUGAAAGCUGAUUUCAAAGCAACACAACGUGCAUUGUCACUAUCUUUGCCAAUAGAAAUACUGAAGCAUGCAUCCAUUGUUUACACUCCAGCUGUAUUUAGAAUGUUUGAAAGAGAAUUGUGCAAAGCUUAUGAUUGUGCUAUGAACAUUCAAAAUGAGGUCGGAACAGUGACUGAGUAUAAAAUUACCCCUCAUGGAAAGCAUUUAAAUCAUAUUGUUAUAUAUGAUUCUUCCAAUGGAACAGUGACAUGCAGUUGCAAGAAAAUUGAUUUUGCAGGAAUUUUGUGUGCGCAUAUUUUGAAAGUGUAUUCAUCUAGAAAUGUCAAAAGAAUUCCUUAUCAUUAUAUUUUGAAAACGUGGACAAAGUAUUCUAAAACAGGAAAUUCUACAACUGAGUAG